CCCGCAAUGGUGCCGGGUCCCUGCAUGCCCAACCCCCAGGCCCGGCCCCCUGCACACGGAAGGCGCCCUCCUCCCCUGGCCGUGGUGGCCGCGGGUGGUGACCUUUCACUGCUCUCCAGCGGCCUCUGCUCGCUCUGGGGGGUUUUCUGGGUGGGGGAGUGGGAGUUGACAGGGCCUGGUGAUGGGUGCUUCUCCCCACCACGCGGAGUCUGUGCAAGUGACGCCCGCCCCUGCUGCGGGGUGAACCGGGGCUGUGGCCCCACGGCAGGCCAAUUGCUUGAGGCACUCGACAGUCCUUUCCUAAGGGCCGCAGCCCACACACGUUGGUACCCUCUAUACCAGCUGGGUAACCCCCAGCUCCGCGUCUUCCGAACAAACUUCUUCAUUCGGCUGGUGCGGCCCGGCACGGCCCAGCCCGAGGACACCGUGCAGUUCCGGAUCCCCAUGGAGAUGACCAGGGUGGACCUCCGGAAUUACCUUGAGCGUAUCUACAACGUGCCUGUGGCCGCCGUGCGGACAAGGGUGCAGCAUGGUUCUAACAGGAAGAGGGACCACAGGAACGUCAGGGUGAAGAGACCAGACUACAAGGUGGCCUAUGUGCAGCUGGCCCACGGACAGACCUUCACGUUCCCCGACCUGUUUCCCGAGAAAAAGCAGAGCCCCGACGGCAGCCCCAGUGGUGGCGACAUCCAGGACAAGCUCCUGGAGGAGCAGCGGCAGCGGCAGCGGCAGAGCCAGGAUCCCCGGCGCGGCGGCGUGCCCGGCUGGUUCGGCCUGUGACGGCCGCAGUAAAAUCCCACGUGUGGAGCAAA
Neogale vison (American mink) is the source of this 812-nucleotide messenger RNA. RefSeq names its product mitochondrial ribosomal protein L23 (gene MRPL23). Gene Ontology annotation, molecular function: structural constituent of ribosome. Gene Ontology annotation, cellular component: ribosome; mitochondrial large ribosomal subunit. The record is from RefSeq and is a predicted model, not a curated record. The coding region runs from base 7 to 780 and encodes 257 amino acids. The transcript has 5 exons. Gene Ontology annotation, biological process: mitochondrial translation. NCBI's taxonomy places the organism in Eukaryota, Metazoa, Chordata, Mammalia, Carnivora, Mustelidae.